AUGGCGUCUUCUUCAACUUCAUCCGUUGACAAGAGCUUUAAAUACGAUGUAUUUUUGAGUUUUAGGGGCGAAGAUACUCGUACGAACUUCAUUGAUCAUCUUUAUCAUGCUCUUCAGAACAAAAGCAUCCAUACUUAUAAGGACGAUGAGAAAAUCAAAAAAGGGAAAAACAUCAGUGAUGAGCUCAUCGGAUCCAUUGAAGACUCCAAAUUUUACAUCAUUGUUUUCUCCAAGAACUACGCCUCUUCAUCCUGGUGCUUGGAUGAACUUGUGAAGAUAAUGGAGUGCCAGAGGACAAACGAGCAUACUGCUUACCCUGUCUUCUAUGACGUGGAACCUUCAGAAGUCCGCAAACAAAGCGGGCCAGUGGUGGAAGCGUUUGCAAAACAUGAAAAGGAAGAAGCUGCUGGGAAAUGGAGAGAGGCUCUGAAAGAAUCGGCGGAUCUCUCUGGAUGGGAGUUGAAGAAGACUGCUGAUGGGCAUGAAGCUAAAUUUAUCAACAGAAUAGUUGAAGAGAUAUCACUAGAGUUACGUUCAAUCAGUUUCAACAUUGAUGAAAAGUUGUGUCCGAAUGAUCGGUAUCAAGGGGAUGGAGGUGGUGGAAAAACAACUUUGGCAAGAGCUGUUUUUGAUCACAUAUCCUUUCGGUUUGAAGGUAAAAGCUUUGUUGAAAAUGUUAGGGAAAAUGCUUCUUUGUCCAGUUUGAAGUCGUUACAAAAGCAAGUCAUCGCAGAUGUCUUCAAUGAAGACUUAAGAGUAAGUAGUGUUUCUGAUGGGAAACACAUGAUGAAGAGGAGGCUGCGUGAUAAAAAGGUUCUUGUUGUUCUUGAUGAUGUUGAUCAUAUAAACCAAUUUGAGGUGUUAGCAGGCGAGCCUAACUGGUUUAAGGCAGGAAGUGUAAUUAUCAUUACAACAAGAGAUGAGCAAGUGCUGGUAGCGCACGGAGUGAAGUUCAUUCAUGAUGUCAAUCUGCUAUCAGAUAAGGAGGCAAUUUGCCUCUUCAAUAGGUUUGCAUUUGGGAGAGAUAUUCCCAUUCAAGGGUAUGAAGAGCUAUCAAGAAAAGUUGUACUUUAUGCGGCUGGUCUUCCAUUGACGAUUACGGUUCUGGGUUCGUUUCUAUGUGGAAAAGAUGAGCUUGAAUGGAUAGAUGCCCUAGAAAGACUAAAAACGAUUCCGGAAACAGAAACUUUGAAAAAACUGGAAUUAAGCUAUACAUGUCUAGAGGAGGAUUACAAGGAAAUAUUCCUAGAUGUUGCAUGCAUCAUGAAAGGUUGGCAGAAAGAUGAUGCUAUCAAAGCGCUCAAAAGCUGUGGAUUUCAUGCUAGAAAUGGUUUAAGAGUUCUUCAACAAAAAUCUCUUAUAACUAUUAAUUAUGAUUACCUAGGCAUGCAUGACCAUAUUGUAGAAAUGGGUAGGAAUAUUGUUCGGCGUUGGCUCCCCAAUAAGCCUCAUAAACAUAGCCGAUUGUGGAAAAUCGAUGAAAUUAAAGAUAUACUGGCUAAUGAUUUGGGUACUAAAGCGACAAGAUGUAUACGAUUCCACUCUAAGAAAUUCAAUCCGCAUAUUUUUAUAAAAGGUCUAAGAAAGAUGAAGGAGCUUAGAUUUCUUUCGGUUAGUGGAGAUUGUUCCAGUGAUUACGAGUUUGGUAUACUCGGUCCAGACUUCCCAAAUGCUUUACGAUAUCUACAUUGGACCAGUUACCCUUUUAGAUCUUUACCCACAGCAUUUCAAGCAAGUAAUCUUAAAAUUAUGGUCCUUAACAAGCUCAAAUUCCUUGACCUCAGUUGUUCAAUGUUGAGGACCCUUGACCUUGGGUUGGCACCAAAUCUUGAAGAGUUGAUUCUUGUUGAAUGCACAUAUUUGGAAAAACUUCACUUGCCUGGAAGAUGUUUAAAUCUAAGAUGCUUAAUACUUCCCGGUUCAAGUUUGAGAACCCUUGACAUUGGACUGACUCCGAAUCUUGAAAAGUUAGAUCUUAAAAAGUCUUACUGUUUGGAAGAACUUCACAUGGGCAGUGAAUGUCAAAAGGUCACCGAACUCAUUAUUAGUCAUUUAAAUUUGAGGACCCUUGACCUUGGGAUGACUCCAAAUCUCAAGAAGUUACAUCUCAAAGAGUGUCGUAAAUUGGAAAAACUUCACACUCCCAUUGGAUGUCUAAAAAAGCUUGUCCAGGGAGACUUAAGUGGUUGUUUGAGGUUUGGAUCUUUUAGGUUUAACAUAGAGGAUAAUACUUCUUGUAGUGUGGAUGAGUCACUUGAGGUUGGUCCUUUAGCAGAGUUACAUCUGUUUGUAGAGUCUAUAGAAAGAUGCCUACUUCACCCUGACAACAACUUGCCAAAGUUUCGGUUUGACUGUGAUUAUAAAGAAGAUCGACCCUCAUUGACUAGAAAUCUUGAGAUACUUUUUUCUGUAGGUAUGUGUGCUUGCACAAACCUUGAGAUGUUUUCACAAAGCAUUUGUGGUUUACAACGUUUAAGAAAGCUUGAACUCAAAGGCAGUUUUGUAGAGGCGAUCAAGGACCUUGACCAGUUAGAAUCUCUUGAGGAGCUAAUAUUGUUGUCAACAAAUAUAAACCAUCUUCCAGAUAGCAUUUUUAAGUUGAAACAUCUGAAAUCUCUUAAACUUAAUGAUUUACGGCUUCUUGAGAGGUUACCUGAGGAUAUUGGCCAUUUAGAAUGUCUGGAGGAGCUUAGUUUGUUGAUUACAAAUAUUAAACACCUCCCUGAUAGCAUUUAUAUGUUUAAACAUCUGAAAUCCCUGAAACUUAGAUUGUGUUUGCUUCUUGAGAAGUUACCUGAGAAUCUUGGCCUAUUAAAACAUUUAGAGGAGCUAGCUUUGUCAUGUACAAAUGUUAAACAUCUUCCGGAUAGCAUUUGCAUGUUGAAACACCUGAAAUAUCUUGAACUUUAUCAUUGUUCGCUGCUUGAAAAGCUACCACACGAUCUUGGCCGAUUAGAACAUUUAGAGGAGCUACAUUUGUCAAAAGCAGAGAUUAAACAUCUUCCGGGCAGCAUUUGUAUGUUGAAAAGUCUGAAAUAUCUCAAAAUUUAUGAUUGCUCGUUGCAUGAGAAGUUACCAGAGGAUCUUGGGCGAUUAGGAUGUUUAGAGGAGCUAGAUUUGUCAUUUACAAAUAUCAAACAUCUUCCGGAUAGCAUUUGCAUGUUGAAACGCCUGAAAUAUCUUAAACUUUAUCAUUGUUCGCUGCUUGAGAAGUUACCACAGAAUCUUGGCCAAUUAGAACGUUUAGAGGUGCUAAGCCUAGGGAAGUGUGAAUUGUUAAAAAAUAUCCCAAAUAGCAUCUGUGAGAUGAAAUGUCUAACAUGUCUCCAUCUCCGCGAUUGUAUUCGAGUUGAGAAAUUGCCUGAGGAACUUGAACGUUUGGAAUGUUUAGAAGAGUUGGAUAUAAAAGGUACAAGCAUAAGUCAUCUUCCUCAUAGCAUUAUUUUGUUGAAAGGUCUGCAUAUUAUUUGGUUUACACCCGCACGACGAGUCUCGUCUACCGUGCUCCAGGGAUGAUUUUGAGAACUUCUGGUGGCUAAGAAAAAACAAGUCAAAUAGAACUAUUGUAAAAGGCAGCUGCAUCGAUUCUGUUCUUUAUCAACCAUCGUGAUAUCUGGGGUGAAUGUUUUGUUGAUUGAGAUUAAUCUGGUAUCUAUGUAGGGGAUCUACUUAUUAUCUCAACCCAUGUUACUUUGUUCUCAGCAUCCUCUACUGAUAAUUUGGUACAGAUCUUCCUCUUGAGGAUCUUGAGCUUCUACAGUUUCACCAAUUAGUAUGUAUAUAUGGAGAGCUGAGUGCCUCAUUACUGAAGUUCUGUGUAUUUUUCUUCAUUUUAGUCAGAGAUAAUUUGAAAAAUACUGUUAUAACCUGGUUCAUCCUCAAUUGUUUUCCCAUAAAAAAAGUUAAAUUAAAUUAAUUAGUUUUGGAGUAAAGAAAUGCUGAGAAAUGAUUUAAACACAUACUCUGGUAAUUUCUUUAUAUCCCGUCUCUCUUAUAACAUGUGAUGUGACAUGUAUGUACCAGGUUAUAUGCAUGGAUAAUCUAUUAUAGUUGGAUAGAUUAUCCAAGUAUAA
Lactuca sativa (garden lettuce) is the source of this 4073-nucleotide messenger RNA. The record is from RefSeq and is a predicted model, not a curated record. NCBI's taxonomy places the organism in Eukaryota, Viridiplantae, Streptophyta, Magnoliopsida, Asterales, Asteraceae.